AUGCAGAAUGCCAACAGUGUGAGUGUUGAGUCACAAACACCGGCAGCCCCACCUCACUUCGACCUGUCAUUCAUGAUUCGUGAAGCACGAUUGACGAUUGCUGUGAUUGAGCUUAAACCUCGAUUCGUGAUUGCUGCCCCUUCCGGCCGAGCUCAACGUGGGUGGGGGCUGUUCACGCACGGUCCCAACUUGUCACAGCUCGCCGCAACUCGCAUUCCGAGCCGACCCUAG
This is a messenger RNA of Mycosarcoma maydis (corn smut), 231 nucleotides long. RefSeq lists its product as uncharacterized. The record is from RefSeq and is a predicted model, not a curated record. The transcript has a single exon. NCBI's taxonomy places the organism in Eukaryota, Fungi, Basidiomycota, Ustilaginomycetes, Ustilaginales. Bases 1 to 231 code for a protein of 76 amino acids.